This is a messenger RNA of Magnusiomyces paraingens, 552 nucleotides long. RefSeq lists its product as uncharacterized. The record is from RefSeq and is a predicted model, not a curated record. The transcript has a single exon. Bases 1 to 552 code for a protein of 183 amino acids. NCBI's taxonomy places the organism in Eukaryota, Fungi, Ascomycota, Dipodascomycetes, Dipodascales, Dipodascaceae.
AUGUCCCAAGAUUCAGUCAGAUACAACUAUGAAAGACAUAUAACCCAAAAGAUUGUCCAACUAGUGUUGGUGGGAGAAAUCGAAGCCCAUUACAAAGAUAUCGGUGAAUAUGCUCAAACUGUAUUUAAUCACCCAGUUUCCCAGUCCACCAUGGCCAACUGGUUUAAAGAUGCAGGAGUUACACUGGCGUCAAUUCGAAAUGGAACUGAAAAAUCUAUUGAGACACAUUGUCAAUCUAAUAACAACAUGGUAGACUAUUUCCUCAGAGCCCCAGGUGUUUUCCGAACAAGUUCCAAUGUCGACCUAGAUUUCAUGAAGGAUAUAAUAUAUAUUGUCCUUGCAAGAAUACUUUCAGGUCACAAACUAUCAAUCAAAAUCCUUUUAGAUGUGAAAUAUCAUAUGACCAAUGUUUUCUACGACCAAAAGGAACUUGAGAAAAAAUGCAAAAAGUUUGCUUUGACUUAUAGAUUACCUGAUGUUGAUCUUGGAAUAAUCACCUAUGAACAAUAUCUACAGGAUGUUUUUACAAAUUUCCCUUCUUUAAAACCUUAA